AUAAUAGUUACAAUUGAAGAGUCACUCAAUUUUCCUAACCUAGAUGAGGGACCCAAUGAGAGGACAACAUUUGAACAUUCAGAUUAUGUUCUUGUCACUGAUGUGAGGAGUAAAGUGAGGACAACAGGCGUUGCUUAUGCUCAAAACAUGCAAGUUACCUUUAUGUAG
Molecule: messenger RNA, 168 nt
Organism: Ilex paraguariensis (yerba mate)
Lineage: Eukaryota; Viridiplantae; Streptophyta; Magnoliopsida; Aquifoliales; Aquifoliaceae
Source: the annotation of a GenBank genome assembly